This is a messenger RNA of Lates calcarifer (barramundi perch), 1547 nucleotides long. It is a transcript of the gene gtf2h3, whose product is annotated as general transcription factor IIH, polypeptide 3. The record is from RefSeq and is a predicted model, not a curated record. Gene Ontology annotation, cellular component: transcription factor TFIIH core complex; transcription factor TFIIH holo complex. Bases 226 to 1128 code for a protein of 300 amino acids. Lineage: Eukaryota; Metazoa; Chordata; Actinopteri; Centropomidae. Gene Ontology annotation, biological process: nucleotide-excision repair; regulation of DNA-templated transcription. The transcript has 14 exons.
CCAAUUUCUAGUCCAGUCGUUGGCGGUAAUGCGCAUCGAUUCUGGUUUGCCAACCGCUAAUAAACACCAAAGAAGAAGAGGAGGCAAUUUCGUUGUCGCAGCCUGGUGAUGUAUAAAGAUUUUAGUAUGGCUGCAGAGAUCAAAAAUGGAAGCUAACAGAGGUUAAAACUCCAGCUAGGACAACAACUUUGGUGUCUUUUCAUCUCGCAUAAAUAUUCUGCUGUUAUGGCGUCAGAGGAUGAAGUCAGUCUGCUGGUCAUCGUCCUGGAUGUAAAUCCGAUAUGGUGGGGGCAGCACGCUCAACGUGAACCAGAGUUCACCUUGUCUAAAUGUCUGGAUGCGGUGAUGGUGAUGGGAAACUCACACAUGGCAAUGACCAGGACAAACAAGCUGGCUGUCAUCGCAAGCCACUGUCAAGACAGUCACUUCCUAUAUCCAAGUAAAAGCUGGAGAGCCGGGGAGAGCAGUGGAGAUGAUGCAUCGUCCAGCGGGGAUGGAAAAUAUGAACUCCUGUCAGUCGCCAACAACCUUAUUGCUGAAGAAAUGAGGAAUGUUAUGUCAAAAACUGAAGUGAGGGGAAAUUCAACAGAUACUCUGUUGGCUGGAUCCCUUGCCAAAGCUCUCUGCUAUAUUCACAGGGUCUCAAAAGAGCUGGAAGUUGGGCAGGAGAUGAAAUCAAGAAUAUUGGUGAUAAAAGCAGCUGAGGACUGUGCCCUCCAGUACAUGAACUUCAUGAAUGUGAUUUUUGCUGCACAAAAGCAGAACAUCCUGAUAGACGCCUGUGUGCUGGACUCAGACUCCGGUCUCCUUCAGCAGGCUUGCGAUAUAACUGGAGGAUUGUACCUCAAGAUUCCUCAGAAAGUUGCCCUGGCACAGUACCUUUUAUGGGUGUUCCUGCCUGACUCAGAGCAGCGCUCACAGUUGGUGCUACCACCACCUGCACAUGUGGACUACAGAGCUGCGUGUUUCUGUCAUCGUAACCUCAUUGAGAUUGGCUAUGUUUGCUCAGUUUGUCUGUCAAUAUUCUGCAACUUCAGCCCCAUCUGCACAACUUGCGAGACUGCCUUCAAAAUCCAACUACCACAGAUGGUCAAGCCCAAAAAGAAGAAACUCAAGCAGCCUACAUGACUUUUACUGGAAUUACACAAGUGUAGUUUCCAUCCUAGAAAUGUCUUUCAGGCUGGACAGCCUCAUUUUUUUACAUGCACAUGGAGGCUGAUACUUGAAUAUUGAUACUGUGAAUAAUUUUGUUCUGACCUUAAGAACAUCAAGUUCACCCCAACCUGACAAAUACUUCUUUUGUAGAAAUAAUUGUAUUUCCUGUCAGUAUCAUUAUGAACACUUAACAGAUAAAACAUGCAGUCAUAAAUUUGGCAUUUGAGAAAAUAAUAUGUUGUGAUUGUUUUGUUCAUAUUGAUAGAAACAACUGGCAACUGACAACUAUAUACUCUAUCAAUUCACAUGUAAAGAGAAUUAAUGCUGUGGAACUUUUUCUGCUGCCUUUUUUUAUAUAAUAAAAAAAAUAACACAUUCAUUCUAUUCUUAGA